Wickerhamiella sorbophila is the source of this 2004-nucleotide messenger RNA. Its product is annotated as Condensin complex subunit 2. Lineage: Eukaryota; Fungi; Ascomycota; Dipodascomycetes; Dipodascales; Trichomonascaceae. Gene Ontology annotation, biological process: mitotic chromosome condensation. Gene Ontology annotation, cellular component: condensin complex. The transcript has a single exon. The record is from RefSeq and is a predicted model, not a curated record. Gene Ontology annotation, molecular function: chromatin binding. Bases 1 to 2004 code for a protein of 667 amino acids.
AUGGCGCGUUCAGCGGUGGUAGAACCGCCACAAACGCCCCAGCCCACGCGUCGAACGUCGGAUUCAGGGGAUACGAGUAUGACCGGUCGGACUGGGCGCCGUUCUAAUACUGGCAACAGACGGGUAUCUCUGGCGACUGUCGCAUCUUCUGCCAUCAACCGUGCAGAGACGCCAAAACAAAGUGCAGAGACUCCCGUCCGGGCUUCUUCGAAUUCUGGUACAGGUAGAGAAUCAAUUGGGAAUCAUCCCCCUUCACAAAACGACAUUGAGCAGUGGAUGAAGCUUUUGCGAACGAAUCGAAUCAAUGCCGAGAACUCUUGGAAUUUCCCAAUCAUCGACUAUUUCCACGAUAUUGUGAAAGACGGCGAUGGGAUCAAUUUCCAAACAGCCUCUUAUACCCUAGAUGGCUGUGUUAAAGUGUAUUCUACACGUGUUGAUUCCCUUGUUGCUAAAACAUCACGUUUGCUUUCAGGCUUGGUUGGAUCAGACCUUGACGGAGUGAAUCCCGGGUCAGAGGAUGCCGAAGAUACCAACGAUGAUGGGACCAAGCCAAAGGCAACCAAGAAAAGAGUGCGCAAAGCAAUAACAUGUGUUUCUCCAGAUUCUUUGUGUCUGGACCUCAAACCACUGCUGCAAGUCGCUGGUUCACAACGUGCACCUCAAGAUUUCGACGAAGGCGGUACUUCUGGUACACGAUUAUGGAAAGAAUCAACAGAUACAUGUGGAUGGGUUGGUGGCAACAGUUCCAAAAUUGUCAAACAAGUUGGCCCAAUAAGAAAAGUGUCCCCUGUGGAUGUAGCGUACUAUCGAACGGCUUUCCUGAGUGAUAUUGAUCAGCGAUCUGUACAUGUCAGUGCAAAAACAAUAGACCAAAUGGUUUCAGAUCCUUCUGGUACAGCUGAUUUGAUCCAAGGCGUUCAAGGUUGGUCACUUGAGGACCAACAAGACCCUGCCUUAGAUGCAGCUUCUAACCUUGGCGACAACGACCUUGACUACGAUCAAUUUGAUGAUGAUAUAUCUGCAGUGGCCACGGAUUUUGGUGACUUUGAAGAUGAGGACAUUGCUGCUGCUGCUACUGCUGCCGCUGCCGCCAGUGGUAGCGGUGGUGGUGCGGUUAAUUGGGACUUGAUGGCAUACUUUGAUGAGAGGAGCUCAACUGGCUGGGCUGGUCCUAGCCAUUGGCGUGUACAACAUUAUCAUAAAUUCAAAGGUACUCUCCCUGGUGCCCCGGCUUCCGCCAACAGCACUCUCGUACUGAAAAAGACGUCAGCAUCCAAGAAAAAGCAGAUUCUUAUCAUUGACUUUUCGGCUGCCCCUCUUGACGAAGACGAGCUGAUGGCCAAAGGAAAAACAACAUUAGAUUUACCAAAGAAACAGCAAUCAAUAUCCAAGUUUCUUUUGCCCGAAGAUCAUCACAUCACAUCCAAAGAGAUGCUCCGGCUAUUUCUACGCCCGGAUGAUGGGCCUGCCCAAGCUUUCUCACGAGCUGCACCCGGUAAUCUGCACAAUGUCCAAUCAGAUAUCGUUGAAGAUGCCGAUAUGGAAAUGAAUGAUGAAUUCUGGGGCCAGGUCAGCACGCAAGAGCCGCUGAGGUAUGACGCUGGCUUUUAUGAGAAUACCGAGUUGCCGGAGGAUAUGGCUGAGAACAUGCCUAUUCCAAACAGCGGGGUCUUUGAUGAGGUCAAUGCAUUGAGUCAAUCAAGAAGGUCAGACCAAAUCACCUACGCCAGGGUUGCUCGUAACGUUGACGUCCAGCAGCUGAAGAAAAACAUGUGGACCACACUGAAAGACACCACAGAGACCUGCCCUGAAGAGCACCUCACGCUGUCCUCAAUUAUGACCCAUACGGCUGAGAAAUACUCCCCAGAAAAACAAAAGGAACUCUCGACACCGUUUUAUUUCAUCUGUUUGCUGCAUUUAGCUAACGAGCAGGGACUGACUUUGAACAACACACCGGAUUUGGGCGAUCUCGAAAUUAAUCCAGGCCCGGAACACACUUCGUAA